UUUUUCCUGCAAAAGGCAGUUAGGAUUUUGGUUCUUUUAAGGUUAAUACAUAUUUACACCGGAGUAUUAAACAAGACAAACAGAGCACGGCGAUAGAGACCGAAAUAAAUAAACAAAGAAACCAGAAGGAAGAGCUUAUCGUCUCCUUUGCAUUAUUUCCAACAAUCAUGAUCAUAUCCGAGAAGAAUCGCAAAGAUAUAUCCAAGUACCUGUUUCAAGAGGGAGUUUUAUUUGCAAAGAAGGAUUUCAAUCUUGCAAAACAUCCAGUUAUCGAUGUACCUAACCUACAGGUGAUCAACCUCAUGCAGAGCUUCAAAUCCAAGGAAUAUGUUAGAGAAACAUUUGCUUGGAUGCAUUUCUAUUGGUUUCUCACCAAUGGUGGAAUUGAAUUCUUGAGAAAUUAUCUUAACCUACCACCUGAGGUUCUUCCUUCAACAUUGAAGAAGUCUACAGUAGCCAAACUCGGCGGUCCACAAGGAGAUCGACGUGGUCCUCGUGGUGACGGAGACAGACCACGGUUUGGUGGUGAUCGCGAUGCAUAUCGUGGAGGACCCAGAGGGCCAGCUGGUGAAUUCGGAGGAGAAAAGGGUGGAGCACCUGAGGGGUUCCAUCCUUCGUUCAGAAUCCAAGCGGAGGAGGUGGUUUUGGUCGUGGUCGUGCUGGACCUCCGAGCUCUGACCUUGCUUGAGUGAUGCAUGCUCUUCCAUUCAAUUUUGAAGCUUGAAGUUUAUCCAUCUAGGAAAACUCUGACCAAUUUUAAAGCUUGAAGUUUAUCCAGGAAAACUCUUGACUUUUUUAAGAAUUUAAGUAGUGACACUGUUUUUAUUUGUUCUCUUAGGAACUGUAAGGUUAUUCAGUAUUAUGUUUUUAAUAGAAUGAUUUUUUUAGGGACCAUGGUUUUUUUGAGGGGACCAUCGUGUUAUUAGGCCACCUUCCCAAUAGUUAUAAGGGGUGUCCUAAAAUGUUGAAAUGACUAACCUACCCUUAACCUAAUUUAAUUUAAAACCAACCUAAUAAUCAUACUAAUCACUAAUCUGUUACAGGGCCUACGGCUCAUGGAUGUGCGGUCCAAAAGGAUAGUCUUUUGGUCUUCCAUUUUCAUGUAUAUAAAGUAUUUAUCCAUGUAACUAUACUAAUU
Messenger RNA from Papaver somniferum (opium poppy), 1138 nucleotides. RefSeq names its product 40S ribosomal protein S10-3-like. NCBI's taxonomy places the organism in Eukaryota, Viridiplantae, Streptophyta, Magnoliopsida, Ranunculales, Papaveraceae. The record is from RefSeq and is a predicted model, not a curated record. Gene Ontology annotation, molecular function: structural constituent of ribosome; RNA binding. Bases 168 to 692 code for a protein of 174 amino acids. Gene Ontology annotation, cellular component: cytosolic small ribosomal subunit. The transcript has 5 exons.